AUGUCCCUCCGGAGUUUCUGCCUUCGCAUAUUCCAGCACUGCCCCCUGCUCGCUCCCUUCUCCGCCGAGAACCACAUGCGCGCCUUCGAAGAGUUCAUGCAAUACAAGACAAGAGUCCCAGUCAGGGGUGCCAUCCUACUGAACGAGGCGAUGGAUUCGACGGUGCUCGUCAAGGGCUGGAAGAAGGGCGCAAAUUGGAGCUUCCCCAGAGGCAAAAUAAACAAGGACGAAGACGACCUCGACUGUGCCGUCCGUGAGGUGUACGAGGAGACCGGCUUCGAUAUUAAGCAAGCCGGCCUAGUACCAAGAGAGGACGAGGUCAAGUAUAUUCAGAUCUCUAUGAGGGAGCAACAGAUCCGCCUCUAUGUUUUCCGCAACGUCCCUAUGGAUACCGUCUUUGAGCCGAAGACGCGGAAAGAAAUCAGCAGGGUUGAGUGGUAUAAGUUGUCGGAGCUGCCCGCUUUCCGAAAAAAGGGAAACAAUUCUCACGAUGACGCUGCCGCCGCGUCCAAUGCGAACAAGUUCUACAUGGUCGCCCCAUUUCUGGUGCCCCUGAAGAAAUGGGUGGUUCAGCAGAAGAAAAAGGACGGUACGCGCGUGGCUGCCCCUCACCUAGCCACCCACCAUCAGACCGAAGAACCUCUCACCGAAGACGACAUCGGUGCUCAUCUCGAACCUGUACCUGCGUCUUCGAAUGGCGCGCCCGCGAUCGAGACAAUGGAAGGUGCUACGCGCGAACUCCAGCGCCUCCUUAAUGUUCAACAACCGACCCAGGGUGUGCAGAUGAGUCCGUCGGCUUCGAGCGCUGACAAGGGGGGAGCUCUGAUGGCGCUUCUGCAAAAGAGCGCAGAGAUGCAGCCACAGCAAAACCCGCAGCAAGCGCCCCAACCUGAGGGCCAAAUCCCACAUGCACCAUCGGAUCUCACCUACACGAAUGCCCCCGAUCCGAACGCCCCCCACCACCAUCCAACGCAGAGGGAACCAGCUUUGAAUUACCAGCAACCGCCGAACUUCCCCAUCCCACCAACCUCCAUCCAGAGCGCGGCUGCCGGGUAUUACACCCAAGGCCAAGCACCUGCUCAGGUGAUGCCCCAAAUCUACGGUCGCAACCCGUUCGUGAACCCAGCACAGCAGCAGCGCAACGAGCCGGUCCUUCUCCAUCCGCAACCACUACCGCCGCAAGUGCAGCAGUCCAUUCUCACUAGGGGUAUUCUGCCGACUCCGGCGCUUCUAGAAGCGGUCGGUCAAGGCCGGCAACCUGCUCAACAGGAUGGCCAACAGAUUCACUACGGCGGCCCGCAUACUCAGCCAGCUGGCCAAAAUUCUCAGCAAGGCGGCCCUCAUCUUCAUUUAGGCGGUCCGCAUAUUCAGCAUGGUGGAUUGAAUUCGUUCACUUCUCGUCCGAAUGAUACCUACGCGCCUCAGCAGCAUGCUGCGAAGCCGGCUCAGCUGACGGGCCAUGCAAUGACGCUGCUGAGCGCUUUCAAGAACAGCAGUCCUCGAGAAAAUAUUGAAAACAAAUCCCGCGAGAAUUCGCCACAUGACAGUGCGUUUGCACCAACAAACAAUCAGCACCAGUAUCAGCCAGCGCCUUGGGCAAAUGUGCCGAUCACGCAGGCACCAAAUCCCGCCGCGCAAUAUCUACCUCAGCACAUGGCACCCGCUGGGCCGAUGAGGACUUCGCCCCGCGCAAUGCAACCCUCGGAACCCCAGCCCGGACCCAAACCUUCCCAGCCAGCCGACACACAUCGGACGGCACUAUUGGAUAUGUUCAAGAAGGGUAGCCCGAGGUCGCCCUUGAGCAAUGAGAUUAGGAUGCAACCUAGCAAGACACAACAGAGCCCAGGGUUUGCAAGGAAGGACGAGCCAGCCAGCCCUUCCUACAAGGCACCAUCGGCAGCCGAGGUGAUUGCGCAGGCUUCCGAGGCCAACGGUGGGCCCGUGAGAAUGAAUCCCGAGCUCAACCUGCCAUACAGGGCCGUCCAGAUUCUGAGUCGCCCGAAGCAGGGCGAGCAGGGCAAGUCGCAAGAAUACACAAGCACAAUGGCCCAAAUGCAGCGUCUUCAGCAGCGCUUCAGCCCGCACGACUCAUCUCGGCAGGAUGCGAGAAAUGCAGCCCGGCAAGGCCUCCCCUCCCCGAGAGACCGUGGCUUCUUGCAGCAAGCGGAACAUGAAGCCAAGCGGUCCCCCCAGCCCAACUAUGCGGCUGCCCAUGCUGCCAGCCUCCCGUAUGCGCAACAGCCCCUGUCCAGCCCGCAUUCCAGCCCCUCGUUUCAGCAGCAACUGCACCAACAGCCCCCGGCGGUGGACCAGCGUCGCAAUGACUCGAAUUCGGAACAAAAGCAGAAACUGCUCUCGCUCUUUAGCAAAGAGCAACAGCACCAACAACAGCGGCCGCAGCGUGAUUCCCCGGCCAGCACCACAGCCGAAGAGAAGGGCAAAGGGAAAGAGCCCGCAGGCACCGGCAGCACGCCCCGGUCGCGCGUGGCGUCGUUUGCCUCGGCCGGCGGCAACGAGCCCGCCAUCACCGGCGCCGGCAGCUCGGCGACGUCGCGCCGCGGGAGCCAGACGCCCAUCUCGCCGGCGGACCGGAACUUCCUCUUGUCCUACCUGGAGUCGGUGACGGGCGUGGGCCGGUAA
Chaetomium globosum CBS 148.51 is the source of this 2640-nucleotide messenger RNA. RefSeq lists its product as uncharacterized. The record is from RefSeq and is a predicted model, not a curated record. The coding region runs from base 1 to 2640 and encodes 879 amino acids. The transcript has a single exon. Gene Ontology annotation, biological process: nuclear-transcribed mRNA catabolic process, nonsense-mediated decay; deadenylation-dependent decapping of nuclear-transcribed mRNA. Gene Ontology annotation, molecular function: 5'-(N(7)-methylguanosine 5'-triphospho)-[mRNA] hydrolase activity; manganese ion binding; RNA binding. Gene Ontology annotation, cellular component: P-body; cytoplasm. Lineage: Eukaryota; Fungi; Ascomycota; Sordariomycetes; Sordariales; Chaetomiaceae.